Molecule: messenger RNA, 1531 nt
Organism: Cannabis sativa
Lineage: Eukaryota; Viridiplantae; Streptophyta; Magnoliopsida; Rosales; Cannabaceae
Exons: 8
Coding region: 386-1381 (331 amino acids)
Biological process (GO): maturation of 5.8S rRNA; maturation of LSU-rRNA
Cellular component (GO): preribosome, large subunit precursor
Source: RefSeq, a predicted model, not a curated record
AUAUUUUUUUUAAAAAAUUCCGACCCAUAAUAAACAAGAAAAAAAAAACGGAAAUUUUGGUGUAAAAAACACUUACAGUUUUGAAAAGCCCAUGGCGCAGCCCAUCAUAAUGGGGUGGUAAAACCUCUCAUUCAUACUCUCUUCUUCUCCACAACAACAACAACCCUUUCACUCUCCGCCACACCGCGGCCACAGCCACAGCAACCACACUCUCUCUCUCUCUCUGAUUCAUAUAUUGGCUGAAAAUAAUAAGCAUACAUAUAACAACAGUGACUCAUUCACAAUAAGGUUGUAAUUGUUCACUUCCUCAUAACUAUACUAAACCUCUCUUAAACCCUAAUAUUCUUCCCCUUUCUAAUUUUUCGUAUAAACCUUAUCCACUGCCAUGGCUGCCGGAGAGAACCAAGCGAUGGAGCCUUCGGCAAAGGGUCCCAUGAGGAGGAAUAUAGGGAAGAAGAAAGGUUUCAAGGGUAGGAAUAGACCGAACAGGGGCUUACCCGGGGGAGUCGGAGACUUGAGAAAGCCUAAGAAGAUAGAUGUCAAGAUGAAGAAGCUGUUUCGUAAGCGAGCUAGGGAUUACAAUUCGGAUGGGGAAGAAGAUGAGGAAGAAGAAAAUGAUGAUGUUGAAAACGAGAGGAAAUUACAGAAAGUCGAGGAGUUGAGUGGUGGUGGGCAUUCAUCUGAGGAAGAUAAGGAUGAAGAAGAUGAAGAUGGGAAUCUGAAAGAGCGCCGUGAAGAUUUCGAUGAUGGGUUAUCCGACGGCGAGGAAGAAACUGUUGGUAUUCAGCCUGGAAUCACCAAGUUUACAGAGGGUUGUAGAGCGUUUAAAAUGGCUUUCAAGAGUAUUAUUAACAGGGUUAUUCAAGACGAUGGUUUGGGUCCGGUUCUAUCAUCUCAGAAGAAGCUUGUUGCAGAAAAACUGGCUGAAGAAGACGCUGAGAGGAAGGUGAAGAAGGACGUCAGGAGGGAAAAGCACUUGAUGGGAGAAAAGGGACAUGUAAUACCAGCAAAUUAUUUGGAUGCACAUGAAAAGUUUUUAAUUGGUGUUGCUACAAAAGGAGUGGUCAAGUUGUUUAACGCUGUUAACAAGGCUCAACAUGCUCAAAAAGGAUUGGAUCCUUCGAGGUCUAAGGAUGCUAAAGAGCUAAGGAAACGAAGGAAAGAUGCCUUCUUUUCAGAAUUAGGCAAAACUCCAUUAACUGCUAAGGCUCAGACAUCAACUGGUCAAGGGGACGGUGAUGCGCCUGGUUGGGCUCCUUUACGUGAUAAUUAUAUGCUAACGAAUUCCAAGUUGAAGGGUUGGGAUAAGAUGCCGGAUAACGAUGCAACAGACGACAUUGGGAGAAUGUCAGAAGAUAGUAGUUCAGACGGUGAUGACUAAUUUAUAGCAGUUUUACUUGGAGCACCAACAUUUGUUUUCAUUUGUGCUAUUGUUGCUAUUCUGGAUAGGAGUUUCCCAACCUCCUUUCUAAAGUUUUGUAGAAUACUUUAUAUUAUUGAUCAUUAUAAAUGAAUGGCUUGAGUUAACCUA